Molecule: messenger RNA, 308 nt
Organism: Opisthorchis viverrini
Lineage: Eukaryota; Metazoa; Platyhelminthes; Trematoda; Opisthorchiida; Opisthorchiidae
Exons: 2
Source: RefSeq, a predicted model, not a curated record
CGCGCUAGGAUAUCCCAGCAGAAUUGAUCCUUCGCAGACCAUAUCCUGGUUGGGUAUUCUUGACAAAACCGCGUUGCCCAAAACAGUUGGCGGCACACAAGCACAGAGAAUAGACAAUCUGAGAUUACAUGACAAUGAAACCAGCGCAAGCCGUGGAGGUGCUGCAUUCGGGCACACCAGCCGCAAGUAUAGAGACAGUGCUUAGUCAACAGUCUUAUGCACACGAUCAAACGCAACAGUGGGCUCGAACGAUAAUUGAAGGUUGCCUGGAUAAACUGGUAAAGCUUUCUAAACCCUACAAGUAUAUU